Molecule: messenger RNA, 2467 nt
Organism: Cololabis saira (Pacific saury)
Lineage: Eukaryota; Metazoa; Chordata; Actinopteri; Beloniformes; Belonidae
Gene: lcp2a
Product: lymphocyte cytosolic protein 2a
Exons: 21
Coding region: 469-2013 (514 amino acids)
Biological process (GO): intracellular signal transduction; cell surface receptor protein tyrosine kinase signaling pathway
Molecular function (GO): protein binding
Source: RefSeq, a predicted model, not a curated record
CUGAAGAAGGGAAGGAGAGAGAGCGCAACAGAAAGAAGCCAUUUUGGGUUGAGGGUGACAUGUCGGCCAGAACCUUGCCCGCUCGUCUCUCGUCCGUCUACGUGGAAAGAAGCCCGUGGAUUUAGAAGGAGGGAGUUCAUUUGAGGAAGUCGAACCUGAAGACGGUUUUCUAACCCUAACCGAUCUCUGAGGGACUUGAAGAGAAGUUUGGUUUGACGAUUUGCAGGAAGAGGUGGUGGAGAAACGAGGCCUGGGGAGUCGACUGGUGGACGGCGGACGUCCGUCUCAGCGAGAGCCGACAGCCGGGCGGGAAGUAAAACUAGUGCUGGAGCCAGGAGGUCCAGCGGGUCUGCAGACUUUCCCCAACAUCUAUCCGAUGCUGGCUUCCACUUGUUAACAGGUCAAAAGUUGUGGGUUUGACAUCAGCCGGACGAAGGUCGUGUCUCUCGGACGUGGCGCAGACGCAGGAUGAGUUCCCACCAAGUGCCUACGAGGUCGGAGGUGAUGGGGUGGAACCCGCAACAGCUGGCAGAGUACCUGAAGAGGAGGAAUCUGGCCGGUUGUGAUAAAAUCGUGUUGAAGAACUCCAUCAGUGGGUCCAGAUUCGUGAACCUCAGCGACAACGACCUCCAGAAGUUCCCCAAACUGCACGCCCCGAUGGUCUCAAAGAUCAGCAGUGAAAUCAGCAAGAAGGAGGACAAGAGAGGCCUGUUCGGUAAAAAAAUAUCGACACCCAAAUACUCAGAAGCAGAAAUGACCAACGACGUUCAGGGAUGGGGUGAUGACGAGUUUGAUGAUGAAGAGUUCGACAACGACUACGAAAGUCCAUACAGUGACAACGAUGGCAGCGGCGGAGACUAUGAAUCCCCAAACGAAGAUGCGGCCAACGACUACGAACCUCCCCCCACUGAACCCCCUGAGGACCUGGUUCACAAGCUGUGUCCCACGCUGCCCAUCGGAGACGGAGAAUACAUCGAUAAGAGGGACAACCACCUGUCGAACAGAGCCCUGCCUCCUGCUGUGUGUCCCCGCCCUCCUGUCCACUCCCUGUCUGCUCAGACGGCCCGGAUGCCUGGAGAGCCUUCCUCCAGAAGAGACCCCUCCCCCCACUGCGUGGGACGAGCUUCAGGAAAAUUUCUUCCAGAACCACCGCAGAUCUUUCGUGACAACAAACCCGGCAGAGACUCCGGAUCCACGCCGUCCCCAGUCAGAGGACCUCAGCGCAACACUUUGGAAAGGCCAAGCGCACAGUCCUGGAGGCCUCAGCCGGAAGCCUCUGAUCCGCCGACCUGGUCCAAACCUCCCAUUCUUCCUCCUCCUUCAUCCACCUCGGUCAGCAGGAGCAACUCCUCCGUCAGGCCUCCGCCCACCAGGUUGGACGGACGGAGAGAGCAAACACAUGAUGAAGUUCUUAAAACCAGCACCUUUCCCCUCCAAAAUAAAAGUCUGCCCCCCCGUCCAGGCAUCCCCGGGGUCUCCACCCGCAAUGCUGACAGUCUUCCUCCUUGCAUUCCCUCUGCCGCAUCUCUGCCCCCCAAAAUGAACUUUGGGAUGGGAGACAGCAGAGACAGCAGGGGCAGCAUCGUCGCGACAGACAGAUCUUUGCCUUGUCCUCCUGCGACCACAUCACUUGCUCAGGAUCUGGACCCUCUGUGGUACGUGGGUAAAGUGACCCGGGGUCAGGCCGAAGGAGGUUUGAAACGACUUCGCAAGGAUGGGGCGUACCUGGUGAGGGACAGCACCCGGCAGCUGCCCAACCAGCCCUACACCCUGAUGGUCUUCUACCAGGACAAGGUCUUCAACAUCCAGAUCCGUCAGCAGAACCACAACUUCCAGCUGGGAACUGGACUCAAAGUCCAGGAGACCUUCCCAUGUGUCAGCAACAUCAUCAGCCAUUACUCCCACUCUCCUCUGCUCCUCAUCGACGCCAAAAACCGGAGCUCCAGCCAGCAGAACCAGUGUGUGCUGUCCGAACCGGCUGCGUACUCCAUGUCCCGCCAGAAAUGGUCCUGACCGGACCCAACCGGAUCCCAGCGGUCGCCAAACUAAAGCGGAGGACGGCCGGAGGAGUCCGAGGGAUCGUGACCUUGAAGUGGUCUUUGCACACGUCGCUUUGGUUGUUUCUAUUUGGUUGUCUCUGCGAGCCUGACGGGAACCAGAAAUGCUUCUCCUUUAGCUUUUGUCCACACUUUUCUGGGUGAAUUGUUCACUUCUGGUGUCGUCAAUGUUCAAACCAAAACUGCAAAUCUUCCAGAGGAGAGCCGUCCUUCCUGUGAGCUUCGUCAAACUUGUUUCCUCUUCUUUUGUUUCCUGUCAGCUCAGCUGCUUUUUGUGAAAACGUCACGAAACGCCCCGGAUUGUCUGCAGCCUUCCAUCCGAGGCCUCGUCAGCGCCGCCUGCAGGCUUUCAUGCUGUAAAAGAAAUAAAGUUUGAUCAGAAAUGGCUUGUGUGUACCGCAGCUCUGUUC